Messenger RNA from Elaeis guineensis (African oil palm), 1219 nucleotides. Its product is annotated as auxin-responsive protein IAA25. The record is from RefSeq and is a predicted model, not a curated record. Gene Ontology annotation, biological process: regulation of DNA-templated transcription. NCBI's taxonomy places the organism in Eukaryota, Viridiplantae, Streptophyta, Magnoliopsida, Arecales, Arecaceae. Gene Ontology annotation, cellular component: nucleus.
UUCCCUCUCUCUCCCAUCCCUCACACUCCAACCAAAGCUCUCUCUUUUUCAUCUCAACAAGAAAUUUGCAUAGCCCAUGAAGGCUGCACUGCUUGAGAAAUCACCACCCAAAGAAGAGGAAGGUGGUGAAGGGGGCGGGGGAGAAAGGAUUCAUGAAGACAGAGGUAAGGAAACAGUAGUCAAUGGAUUCCAUGGCCACUUGGAGCUAAGGCUUGGUUUCUCCUUGAACAAUGGGUUUGAAGGUGGUGAAGGGAAGGAUGGUGGUCCAAGCCCGACGUUCCGAGCACCUCAAGAUGGGCAUGUGACUCACCAGAGGAGUGGUGUUGGGAUUGGAGGGACCAAGAGAUGUUUCUCCGAGACCACAAGUGGCUUUGUCCACCCUUGGAGUCUGGCAGCCCGGCAAGAGAAAGCCGCUCUCGAGCAAGCCCAUAAAAAGACCAACCCACCUUCUACCGUCCUAAGGGGCACAAAUCCUUCACCAUCGGUUGUGGGCUGGCCUCCGAUCCGCGCAUUUAGGAGGAACUUGGGGCUUCCACAAGCAUCAAAGUCAACAAUGGAUUCGGCAAAAGAUAUGGAGAAAAUGAAACCAGAAGAGGGAGAGAACCCGGGCAACGAGCCAGUAGCAAGGCAAACAAUGUUUGUGAAGGUGAAUAUGGAAGGAUAUGCAGUUGGAAGGAAAAUUGACUUGAAGGUUCAUGAUAGCUAUGAAUCACUCUCACAAGCCCUCCAAAAGAUGUUUCAUAACUUUUUGACUGCUGAUUACUCGAAGAAAUCAAAAGAAGAUGGAGAAGAAGAGGUUGUUACUCCUAGUUAUAUUCUUCUUUAUGAGGACAAUGAAGGAGAUCGAAUGCUUGUGGGCGAUGUACCUUGGGAGAUGUUCAUCAGUACAGUGAAAAGGCUAUAUAUUGCACAAGAUCCAAGAACACAAAAAUGUGGUUGACUACAUUUGAACCUUCUGGAGAAAGCAACUAAAGAGGGAUUGACUUGUCCGAUCAAAGAGACCAAGGAGAAGUUGCUGAUGGAAUUAGUUGAUAAGGAGAACUUGUAUCUUAUGCAGUAUUUCCUACCUCUAGGCGGUUGAUUACAAGAGAACAGUGAUAAUAGAGUUUACAAUUGAUUGUGAUGUUAAUGUAAGAUAAUUUCUUAUGUCAUGGCAGUGUAAGUUAUAUGGCUUUUCAAUGGAGAGUAACUAAAAGAACCAUGAGGUAAUGUUUUGGAA